CUGGGGCUAAUAACUAUGGAAUAGUUACUUCGUUUACAUUUCAACUGUAUCCUACUCCUCCUAAAGUCACAUCUAUAACAUUAAAAUAUGAUAUUAACAAGAUUCAAACUCUUUUUGAUGCAAUUAACAAACUUGGACCGACACUUCCUGAUGAUAUGUAUUUAUUUAGGAUCACAAGCGAAUGCAAUGCAAGUUAUGAAACAAUUAUUUCACUAUCACAACCAACUUCGAAUCAAUUUACAGAAGAAACUUUUUUUGAUAGCGUUGUAAGGUGGGGACAUAGACAAUUAAAUUGCACAAUAAAUCCAUAUCAUAAACCUAAUAACUUUAAAGUAAAGUCAUUCUAUGUAAAAUCACUAGGACUUUCAGCAGAGGGAGUUAAAUCACUCGUAUCUUUUAUGAAAGGUCUUUCAAUUACAUGUAGGGCACUUGCAUCAUUAGAGUUAUAUGCAGGUAGUGCGGCAACGAGAGUUGCGGCAAAUGCUACUGCAUUCGUACAUGGGAUAUUUGGUGAAACUUUUCAAUCGAAUUACACUGAUUAUAGUAGUUAUCAAAAUUAUAUUGAUCGAGAUUUAACAGAUUGGCUACACAGAUAUUAUGGAAGUAAUUUGCCUGCAUUAAUUGCUGUGAAAAAAAUAUAUGAUCCUAAUAAUGUAUUUGGCUACGCUCAGG
Racocetra persica is the source of this 672-nucleotide messenger RNA. The record is from the annotation of a GenBank genome assembly. Lineage: Eukaryota; Fungi; Glomeromycota; Glomeromycetes; Diversisporales; Gigasporaceae.